This is a messenger RNA of Penicillium lagena, 981 nucleotides long. RefSeq lists its product as uncharacterized. The record is from RefSeq and is a predicted model, not a curated record. Bases 1 to 981 code for a protein of 326 amino acids. Lineage: Eukaryota; Fungi; Ascomycota; Eurotiomycetes; Eurotiales; Aspergillaceae. The transcript has a single exon.
AUGCCGCAGCUCUUUCCCUCGAACCCAUCCGCGGCAAUGGUGAUUCGACACGUAACGCCGGACAUCGUCACUAUGAGUCUCCCAUUUGCGCGCUUUGGAAUCCUGCGCUUCGGCGGCCGAGGGACGCUGGGUGAGUACAUAGUGCAUUGCACCGACCCUUACAGGAGAAGGACGCGUGAAACCACCUCGAUGUCAAACUCCAGCGUGGCUCACCAUUCUGCAUUUGCUUUUUCCCCUUGCCAUGCUGCGAUCUGCCAAGCUAACCUCGUCCUUGCAUGUGUCUCAGUCAAGCUCUCCACAGGCUCCCUCGCCGUGUUCUCGCCCGUCAGCCUCACCCCCGAAGUGCGCGACAAGGUGGACUCACUGGGCGGGAAUGUCAAGUACAUUGCUGCGCCAGAUCUCCAGCACCAUCUUCACAUCACAGCGUGGAAGAAGGCGUUCCCGCAAGCGGAGAUCUUGGCGCCGGAGGGCUUAUGGGAGAAACGGCAGUCGAAUCCCGAGCUCAAGGACACCACCACCGCGUUCCAGCACGUGUUCAAGCAGCAAGACUGCGGAUCGUCGAAGUCGAUCUCGGAGGAGUUCGAUGCCGAGUUUGAGAACGAGUACGUCUACGGACACGGGUCGCGCGAGCUCGUGUUUCUGCAUAAACCCUCCAAGACCGUUAUCGAAGCCGAUAUGCUCUUUAACCUCCCCGCCAAGGAACAAUACUCCCAGAGCGAAGAAGGGGCCAAGCCGAAUUUUUUGACGCGGCUGGUACUCCCGAUGCUGUCGACGGCGCCGCCCGCGAUGGGCCAGCGGCGGUUCGCAUGGUGGAUUCUCUCACCGCGGAGCCGAGGGGCGUUCACCGAGUCCGUGAGACGGAUCGAGAGCUGGGAGUUUGACCGGCUAAUUCCGUGCCAUGGGGACGUGAUCGAGACGGGUGCUAAGGGAGUGUGGCGCGACGUCAUGGCGUGGUUCCUGGGAGACAAGAAAAGCGCUUAG